Corvus hawaiiensis (hawaiian crow) is the source of this 1778-nucleotide messenger RNA. It is a transcript of the gene MSANTD1, whose product is annotated as Myb/SANT DNA binding domain containing 1. NCBI's taxonomy places the organism in Eukaryota, Metazoa, Chordata, Aves, Passeriformes, Corvidae. Gene Ontology annotation, biological process: positive regulation of DNA-templated transcription. Bases 191 to 970 code for a protein of 259 amino acids. Gene Ontology annotation, cellular component: nuclear body. The record is from RefSeq and is a predicted model, not a curated record. The transcript has 3 exons.
UUCCUGCCUGUCAGAUGUAGGCCCCAUUUUGUGCACUCAAGCUUCAAGCUGUUGCAAAAAGGUUUCAUAUGUUCUGUUGUCAUUCAAAUUCUUUAUCCACAUAUGCAUGUCUUGCACUACAAAAAACCUAAACUAAAAACUCAAUCUAUAUUAAGUGUCCUCUUUUAAAACCCUUUUAGGUCAGUCAGCAAUGGCUGCAGCAGAAAUUCCCAGUUACAUUGUCUCUUCUCAGACUGAGAAACACAGGAGGGCCAGAAACUGGACUGAUGCAGAAAUGAGAGGUUUAAUGCUGGUUUGGGAAGAAUUUUUUGAUGAGCUGAAACAAACUAAAAGGAAUGCCAAAGUUUAUGAGAAAAUGGCUAACAAACUCUUUGAAAUGACUGGAGAAAUUCGCCACGGAGAGGAAAUAAAGAUAAAAAUUACAAAUAUGACAUUCCAGUACAGGAAAUUAAAAUGCAUGACUGACAGUGAAACUGUGGCACCUGACUGGCCUUACUACAAAACCAUUGAUAGGAUCUUAUCCAAAGUGACAGACCACAGCGAUGUGAAAAUGCAUGAAAAUCAGCAACCAGGUCCUUCUACAUCACAGACAGAGGCCUCACAGUCUCCAUCAGCUAAGUCUACACCUCUGUAUUUGCCAUAUAACCAGUUUACAUAUGAAGGAAGGGAAGAAUGCUUUGAAGAUGAACAUUCAGAGAGCUCAUCAAGCUUACUUUCCUACAAGCUGAGAGCUGAAGAAAGACCAGUUAAGAAAAGAAAAAUGCAAAACUGCAGUUUCCAAAAGAAGAAGCUAAAAUUAAUGGAAGCCAUGUUGGAAGAACAAAAGAAGUUGAGUAGAGCUAUGGAAGAAACCUGUAGAGAAGUGCGCAGGAUUCUGGAUCAGCAGAACAUCAUUCAAGUUCAAAGCUUACAAUUACAGGAGAGAAUGAUGAAUCUACUGGAGAAAAUGAUCUCCAAGUCUAAUGUGUAGGUUCCUUUGUGAAUGCCUCUGACAUUACUAUUGCUAUUAUAGAUAACCAUUUAUUGCACACCAUAUGUGUGUCUGUUGCCAUAUUCCCAGGUUUUCCAUGGAAAUCCAAACCCUAGUGUAAUCCUAGUUCAGCAAAGAAAACAGAUAAUGCAGGGCGAGAGCUAUCCAGUAUGAUAAAAUUAGUGCAAUAUAUGCCUAAGUUGAAUUAUUUUUAUACAGAAAGGUUAAGGGAUAAAUAGCUCGGGGAACUGAAGUACUAUUUAUGCCUACGUCAGGUAUUGUUUUGCAAACAGUGGUGUUGCAUUUGCUUCACAUCAAGGACUGCAGCUUAAUCUGUUUUAGGAGAAUGAAAUAGUGCAUUUCUAAACAUGGUUAUUGCACCUUGACUUUGCUGAUGAUUAAACCCUGUUUUGAAACAUCUGCCUGAUUGUAUAAGUGACCUAUGGUUCUUGUGAAGAGCUAGUUGGGACCAUGAGAUACAUAAUUUUAAACUCCAUGCCUGAUAUGAAUAGUACUCUAAAUUAUAAUGGUAAAACUAGUCUAUUCAAAUACAUCUUUUGAUAUAAAAAGAACCCCCCCCCCCCAACCACCUUACUAUAUACUGAAUACUAAAAUGUAUAGAAGAUACUUGAAGUUGCUUUUGAUAUUAAACGUCUAAUUUUUUUUCUUUAUUAACUGGAAUCUGUUGACUUAACAAACAACCAGCAAUGAAAACUUUCAUUUAUUCUCUAUCACAAAAGUAUUGUACUGUGUGUAUAUACAUAUAUAUAAUGUCUAUCAAAUGAAAUAAAGAAAAAGAAGAAACUUA